Messenger RNA from Drosophila biarmipes, 1576 nucleotides. RefSeq names its product flavin-containing monooxygenase 5 (gene Fmo-2). The record is from RefSeq and is a predicted model, not a curated record. Lineage: Eukaryota; Metazoa; Arthropoda; Insecta; Diptera; Drosophilidae. Gene Ontology annotation, molecular function: flavin adenine dinucleotide binding; N,N-dimethylaniline monooxygenase activity; NADP binding. The transcript is spliced from 6 exons. The coding region runs from base 109 to 1401 and encodes 430 amino acids.
CGAGCCCCUCGGUUAGUCGUUGGUCAGUCUCAGAGGCGAGGCGACGUGUUACCGAAAGACAAAGACAAGCUACUUCGAAAACCCGCUACCAUUAGGGAAUAACCGAAAAUGAUGAAAACUCCAUUGGACCAGAAGCGUCGCGUUUGCGUCAUAGGAGCUGGAACAGCGGGUCUGUGCGCUCUGAAGAACUCCCUGGAAGCGGGCCUGGAUGCGGUGGCCUAUGAGCGGGGAAGCGAAAUCGGGGGCACCUGGAUUUUCUCGGAGGAAAUGCCGAAAGAUGAGUACGACGAGGUGCACAGCAGCAUGUACGAGGGCUUGCGCACCAAUCUGCCCAAGGAGGUCAUGGGCUAUCCGGACUACUCGUACCCCGCCGACAUCGACGAAUCCUUCAUCACCUCCAACCAGGUGCUGGAAUUCCUCCGCUCCUAUGCGGAACACUUCAAGCUGAAGCCGCACAUCAAGCUGCAGCACGAAGUGAUAAGAGUGCGUCCUCGCCUGGACGACUGGGAGGUCUAUGUGUGGGACCACAGCACGGAUACCUGCGACCCGGUCUACUACGACUUUGUGUACGUCUGUAAUGGCCACUACACGGAGCCGGACAUACCGCGGGUGGAGGGGCUGGACCUGUUCCAGGGCAAGAAGAUGCACAGCCACCUGUACCGCAGGGCAGAUAAGUUCAAGGACGAGCGUGUUCUGAUCAUCGGCGCCGGACCCAGCGGCAUGGACAUCACCAACCACGUGCGCGUGUCCGCCAAGGAGGUGUUCCUCAGCCACCACCUGCCCACCACUCCCAACACAGCCUUCAUGGGCAACGUCACACAGAAGCCGGACGUGCAGCGCUUCACCCCCGAGGGGGCCGUCUUCGCAGACGGCAGCUCGGAGAGCUUCGACCAUGUGCUCUUCUGCACCGGCUACAAGUACACAUUCCCCUGUCUCAGCACCGACGUGGGCAUCCAGGUGAUAGACAACUUCGUCCAGCCACUGUGGAAGCACUGCGUGAACAUCAACCACCCGACCAUGGCUUUCGUGGGGCUGCCCUUCAACGUGAUCCCCACCCACAUCUUCGACAUGCAGGUGCGCUUCACGCUGAAGUUCUUCACGGGCCAGCGGGAGUUCCCCUCGCGGGAGCAGAUGAUCGCCGAGCUGGAGCAGGAGAUCGGGGAGCGCUGGGGCUGCGGCGUCCACAACCACAAGAAGGCACAUCAGAUGGGCGAGCGACAGUUUGUCUACUACAAUGAACUGGCGAAUCUCGCGGGCAUUGAAAACAUCAAGCCAGUCAUCCACAAGCUGAUGAAGGACUGCGGCAAGAAGUACAUUUUUGAACUGGACACAUACAGAAGCAACCGCUACACAAUCGUGGACGACGAGAACUUUUUGAAGAACGGAAAAGCUAUCGCAUGAUAACACAUUCGUCCUACAUUUGUAUAAUAUGUUAGUCACUAAGAACGGUUUCCUUGAACGACCCAAAUCGUUUUGAUUUUUAGUCUUUUAAAAAGAAGUUAGAAAAUAUCAGUUCUUGUAUGGAGGGUAAAAUACUCAAUAAACCAUUAACACUUUUGAAAAUACAUCAAAUAGA